Paramecium pentaurelia is the source of this 1525-nucleotide messenger RNA. NCBI's taxonomy places the organism in Eukaryota, Ciliophora, Oligohymenophorea, Peniculida, Parameciidae. The record is from the annotation of a GenBank genome assembly.
AUGAAUGGUAAUCAUAUAUAUUAAUGUAUAUAACAUAAAGAACAAGCUAUAUAUUUAGAAAAAGAAUUGAAAGGGAAUCAAAGAAUGUUUUAUUGUUAGAAUUGCAUUGACAAAAUUUAAUAUCCUCAUAAUUUAUUAUUAAUCAAGGAUGUUGAGGCUUUUAUUCACAAACAUGAAUAGAUAAUCUUAAAAGAAAGAAAAAUAAUUAAUCAAUAAAACUUAGAGUUACUUCUUAGAUUAAAGGAAUAAUUAUUCUAAUUUUAAUCAUAAUUAUCUUAAUUAAUUGAGUAAAAUGUGUAAUAUAUCAAUGAACAGAUUAAAAUAAUAAUUGCAAUAGAUGAAUCAUUAGAAUAAAAAACUAAAGAAGCAUUUUAAAAAAUCAUCUAUGAAAAUUUUGAUAUUGAAAACACUUUUGAAGAAUUAGUUGAUUAUAGAUAAAUUAAAAAGACAAUUGCUUGUUCGUUAAUGCCUAUGUAGACUCUCUCUUUUCAGGAGUAAUAAUAAAAAUUUUUAAAAGAAAUACGAUUAUAAUCUAAAAUAAACUCUUUGGAAUAAAUUAAAGAUUUCUUCAAAUAACAAUAAGAAAAAUAAUUAAUUAGAAAUUAAAGAUGCAAGAUUCAUUAACUUUAAGUUGAUAUUAUUAACAUUACUUCAGAAAAUCAAUAAUAUUUAGGCUGUAUAAAAUGUGAUUUUAAUUUUGUUGUUUAAAGACAUAAUUUAGAAGACUUAAAAGAAUAUUGGAAUAAAUAUUAAAGACAUACAGAAAAAUAUAUUGGAUUUCAUUAAAAAGCAAAUUCCUCAUUAGAAUUAUUAAAUUAACAUAAAAUAGCAUUGAAUUUAUUAAUAAAUUAGUUUAAUUAAUUAAUUGAACCUAAUGAAGAUAGAAUGGAUGAAAUUCAAAAAAAAACAUCAUAUUUAAUAAAAAAAGAUUGGUCAGAUAUGACAAAUGAAGAUAUAUUAUCGAUUGCAAAAAUCCUAAAUAAUUAAAAUAAUCAUUUAAUACUUGAUGAUACAAUUUAAGCAGAAAUUGAAGCAAAUUAAAUUCAAAUUCGGUAAUUUUGCUAGAAUUAAAUAUAAAUGACUGAUUAAAUUAAAUAAUACUAUCAACUUGCAACUAUUAAUAAUGUUAAUUAUACUCAAAGUAUUCUUACAUAAUUUGAUAAUAAAUAAAAAACAUUAGUUGAUGCCAAAAAUUUGAUUUCAGGAAAAUAAUAUGAAUUAAUAAACUCUUUUAAAGAAAAUGAAUGUAAAGCAAUUGCUUUUAGUUCAGAUUCAGUGAUUAUGAUAGCAGGAUAUUUUAAUGGUUUAAUAAAUAUUUAUGAAUUCAAAUUAGGAUUCUUAAAAUUAAUAUAAUAGUUAUAAUAACAUAGAAAUAUGAUUACUUGUUUAAAUUUUAUGAAAAAAUCUAUGUCAUUCAUAUCUGGUAGUAAGGACAUGACUAUUAUUAUUUGGAUGAUAUAAGAUAAAUAAAAUUGGCAAGUAUUAUAAAAAAUAUCUGCACAUUUAGAUUGGGUGGUAUGUUUGA